Messenger RNA from Necator americanus (New World hookworm), 2658 nucleotides. RefSeq lists its product as uncharacterized. The record is from RefSeq and is a predicted model, not a curated record. Lineage: Eukaryota; Metazoa; Nematoda; Chromadorea; Rhabditida; Ancylostomatidae. The coding region runs from base 1 to 2658 and encodes 885 amino acids. Gene Ontology annotation, molecular function: RNA binding; ATP binding; signaling receptor binding. The transcript is spliced from 20 exons. Gene Ontology annotation, cellular component: spliceosomal complex; extrinsic component of cytoplasmic side of plasma membrane. Gene Ontology annotation, biological process: cell surface receptor protein tyrosine kinase signaling pathway; regulation of mRNA splicing, via spliceosome; cell differentiation.
AUGAUGGGGAACUGUGUGGGGAAGAGGGAGAAAUCGUUCUCGGAAAAGGAGCUGCCAAGCUUACCGAGAACUCCUGUAAUCAUUACCAGUGCACCAUGUUUUAUUGCUUUAUUCGACUAUGAGGCAAGAACCGACGAUGAUCUCAGUUUUAAGAAGGACGAGGUUCUAGAAAUUCUCAACGAUAUGCAAGGCGAUUGGUGGUUUGCUAGACAUAAGGGUACCGGUAAAACCGGAUAUAUUCCCAGUAAUUACGUUGCGAAAGAGAAAAGUAUCGAAUCACAACCAUGGUAUUUUGGUAAAUUACGUCGAUUGGAUGCGGAAAAAGCGUUACUUCAACCAGAAAAUCAUCACGGGGCAUUUCUUGUGCGAAAUUCCGAGAGCCGACAAAACGAUCUGUCAUUGUCAGUUCGCGAAGACGACUGCGUAAAACAUUAUCGUAUUCGACAAUUGGAUCAAGGAGGGUAUUUUAUAGCAAGACGUAGACCGUUCAGUACGCUACAGGAUCUAAUCACACAUUAUUCAAAUGAUGCCGAUGGUCUUUGCGUACAACUCACCGAACCGUGCGUUAAAUGUGACGCACCGCAAACGUCGACUUUCACGUACGACGAUCAAUGGGAAAUUGAUCGACGCUCGAUUCUCUUCAUCAAACAAAUCGGGGCCGGUCAGUUCGGCGAGGUAUGGGAAGGACGUUGGAACAAUACCGUACCUGUAGCGGUGAAAAAAUUGAAAUCAGGCACAGCAGAUCCAGUGGAUUUUUUGGCUGAAGCGCAAAUCAUGAAAAGACUAAGGCAUCCUAAACUCCUAACCCUUUACGCGGUAUGCACCAAAGAUCAACCAAUAUUAAUAGUCACUGAAUUGAUGCAGGAGAACCUGCUAUCCUUCCUACAAGGCAAAGGCAGACAAUGCAAUCUUCCACAAUUGGUUGAAAUUGCCGCUCAGGUUGCCGCCGGAAUGGCCUAUCUGGAAGAGAUGAAUUUUAUUCAUAGGGAUUUAGCGGCCCGUAAUAUCCUAACAAAGAAUAACCUUAAUGUGAAAAUAGCCGAUUUCGGUUUGGCUCGACUAUUGCACACGGAGAAUCAGUACGAGGCUCGAGUGGGGGCUAGAUUCCCGAUCAAGUGGACAGCACCAGAAGCAGCAAAUUUCAAUCGAUUCACCACGAAAUCUGAUGUUUGGAGCUUUGGGAUUCUACUUACAGAGAUUACAACCUACGGUAGGACACCGUAUCCAGGUAUGACGAAUGCAGAAGUUCUGCAACAAGUGGAUGCCGGUUACCGUAUGCCAUGUCCACCUUCGUGUCCACUGGAAUUGUACGAGAUUAUGUGCCAGUGCUGGAAAGCCGAUGCAGAUAAACGGCCCACUUUCGAGACUUUGCAGUGGAAAUUGGAAGAUCUGUUCAAUUUGGAUACUCUCUCUCGAUGGAAGACAGCCGUUUCCUUCCUUUCCGUUCCUUGUAAAUCGUUGCUAAAUCUUGAUUCCCUCACUCUUCCAAAGACGAUGGGUGAUGCUGGAUUUUUCCGAGGUACUAGCUCGGAUCAGGAUGGCCGAUUCUCUGACAAAGAAAAGAAGUUGCUCAAACAGAUGAAAUUCGAGAACACAUUAGAUCGGAAGAUCAAUAUGGACAAAAUCAACCUGGACGUAAUCAAGCCGUGGAUCACGAUGCGCAUCAACGAAAUUCUUGGCAUCGAAGACGACGUUGUGAUCGAGUAUAUUAUGAGUCAAUUGGAGGAAAAAACUAUUAAUCCUAAAAUCAUGCAGAUAAAUAUCACUGGUUUUUUGAAUGCCAGACGUGCGCGUGAGUUUAUGGGGGAGCUGUGGGAGUUGCUAAUUGAAGCCGACGAUGCAGAUGACGGUAUUCCACGUAGUUUAAUCGAGAAGAAAAUCGAAGAGUUGCGUAAGGAAACACGACCAAGCGGGAACGGAGAAGCGAAACCAGAGCCUACACCUCAGUCUACCGAUUGGGCAACAAGAUACAGUUCCUUAUCUGGUGGCCGUUACACAGGUCCUACCAAAGAAAAAGAGGUACCAGAUGAUCGUAUUACGAAGAUAAGCCCCCGAGGAGGGACGCCUCCACGGCAGCGAAAGAACAAUGCGCCUCGUGAAGAUACACCACCCAGAAGGAGAGCUCAUGAUGAUCGCGAAAAGGAUCGUGAAAAAGAUCGUGAAAAGGACCGUGACAAAGAACGUGAACAACGUAGACAGCAGCGUAUAGAGGACGAAAGAAGAAGAGAGGAGGAGUCGAAGAAAAGAGAGGAAGAUAGGCUAAAAAGACGUGCUGAAGAGAGGGAACGAGAGAGAAGGCGAGACGAAGAGCGUGCAAAAGAAAGGGACCGUCGACGUGCUGAAGAACGGGAGCGCGAGAAGCGAAGGAGAAGGAGCCGAAGUAGGUCAAGGUCACGUUCUCCUGUAAAGAGGCGUUUCACUGAGGGCACUUCAUCAAGCAGUAAACGCAAGAGAAGUCCUAGUUCUUCUUCUGAGGAAGAUUCCAGGAAAAAGAAGAAGAGCAGCAAGCGCAAGUAUCGUUCCAGUGAUGAUGAUUCGGAGUAUGAAAGAAAGUCGAAAAAGGACAAGAAAUCGAAGAAACACAAGAAGGAGAAAAAGAAGAAAGAGAGGAAGAGGUCUCCAACUCCGAGCAGUGAUUCUUUGAGCGACACAGAGUAA